AUGUUGCUAUUUUUGUUUCCCCUUAUAUUUCUUGCAUCAGCUCAGUGCAACAUCUACCAGUGCAAACCUCAGAAAGUUGAAUUUGAGCCUGAUCAAUGUAUUUUCAAUUUUACAGCUACAACUUAUUAUUUAUCUCUUUGUCCAGAAGAUCAAUAUUGUCCUCCAAUUACAUCUCCUGGCAAUUCUUCAUGUGAAGCCAUUCCAAACACUCCUCAGCAAGCUUGGCCAGGAGAAACUUGCAAUGUAAACAUAACUUGCGCUUUUGGAACCUGCCAAAAUAAAUUUUGUCAAGGAAAAACAGUUGGGACAGCCUGCACACAAACAGGCGAAUGCAACCCUGGGCUUUAUUGUUCAACAACGACCAAUAAAUGUGCAACACAAAUCACUAUUGGUGGAAAUGGUUGCCAUAAUGAUUAUGAGUGUGUGAAUAACGCAGGAUGUAACAUAACUGGAGAUGGGACUGGACAAUGUGUAGGGUAUCUGUCAGUUGAAGUAGAUGAUGAGAUCGCACAGUGUGCGAACCAUUACAAUUUAUUAUGCGAAUCGACACUUUGUGGGACUAUUAAUGGAACAAAUGUUUGUGGAAGUUCGGUAGCCUCAGCAUCAAUAAUUCCAAUGAUGUGCACCUCAGACGGAGAUUGCUUUUCAGAAGGUGAUCCUGCUUUAGGCAUUGGCUAUGGAAGCUCCUGUCAGUGUUCAUAUGGAUUUCAAGGUAUAAAAUACUGUGGCCUUUUCCCUGGAGAUCCAAUUGCAUCGAAUUAUUUCGAACUUCUCAAAGCUUGGUAUUCAAAUGCUAAUGUCACACUUUGCAAUUCUCUGAGAAGGGACAACCCAGCUUGUGUGAAAUCACACUGGUCAACCAAGCAUGCUCUUGAAUACACCUAUUUCAGGCUAUGGUAUCAGAUGUAUUCACAAAUUCAGGACAAUGACGAAUGCGUAAUGCAGAUUUAUACAUCCAAUUUUUGGAAUUCUAAAGAUGAAUAUGACGAGUAUGGCAACCCAGACCCCGAUGCUGAAUACAACCUUUCAUUUUCAAGCUCACUUGUGAUCAGUGGAUUAUUAGUUCUAAUGUUUUAG
Molecule: messenger RNA, 1077 nt
Organism: Blepharisma stoltei
Lineage: Eukaryota; Ciliophora; Heterotrichea; Heterotrichida; Blepharismidae
Source: the annotation of a GenBank genome assembly